AUGAAUCCCGAAGUAACAAAUUCAUCUCUGUCCUUUUCGUUUUUGUUGGUUCCUAAAGAUAUCAUUAUCAACUGCUUAGCCAGGAUAUCAAGAUCUUACUACCCGAAACUCUCCUUGGUCUGCAAGACCUUUCGCUCUCUCCUCUUAUCCAUUGAGCUCCGCGCAGAGCGGUAUCACCUCAAAACCUAUGAAAGUGUCUUCAAUGUCUGCUUACAGUUAUCCAGUGAUCUUCCUCCAUCCUGGUUUAGUCUCUGGAUAAAUCCUGAACAAACCCUAACCAACGACAUCGGCAAGAAGAAGAAGAAGAAGUCUACCGGAAAUACUCUGUUGGUACCAGCACCCUCUUGCUAUUUACCUCGUACACCGAUGUUCAUUGUCACCGUUGGUUCAGAAUACUAUGCACUCUUCCAAAACAAUCAUCCGUCCCCUGUCUUGUUGGUCUGUGAUAAGGACUUCUUCUGGCGUGAAGGCCCUAUCAUGACUGUAGCUCGAGAGAGAGCGGUUAUGGGCGUUCUAGAUGGGAAAAUAUAUGUAAUGGGAGGUUGUGAGGCUAACGAGACCGCGAAUUGGGCCGAGGUUUUCGACCUGAAGUCUCAAACUUGGGAGCCUUUACCUGACCCUGGCGCCGAGAUACGCUUCUCUAGGAUCAAAACAAUAGAGGGGUUCCAAGGAAAGCUUUACCUUAGAUGCAAUGAGGAGAAAGACUAUGUUUAUGAUACGAAACAAGAAUGGAGAGUGAUCAGAGGCUUGGCUAUGUUGAAUGGGAGCCGUCAUGGUGAUUUUGUUGAAAUAGCAAACUACCAUGGGAAACUAUUAAUCUUAUGGGACAAGUUUGAGCAUCGAGGCCAUUGUCAAUCCAAGAAUAUAUGGUGUACGGUGAUUGCGUGUGAAAGACGCAAUGUUGGUGAUGAUGAUGUUUGGGGAAACAUUGAGUGGGCUAGUGUUGUGCUUACAGUUCCCAGUUCAUACGUUUUCUUGCGUAGUCGAUUGAGUUGUUUUUGA
Molecule: messenger RNA, 1002 nt
Organism: Eutrema salsugineum
Lineage: Eukaryota; Viridiplantae; Streptophyta; Magnoliopsida; Brassicales; Brassicaceae
Product: putative F-box/kelch-repeat protein At5g28160
Exons: 2
Coding region: 1-1002 (333 amino acids)
Molecular function (GO): protein binding
Source: RefSeq, a predicted model, not a curated record